Molecule: messenger RNA, 1840 nt
Organism: Salvia hispanica
Lineage: Eukaryota; Viridiplantae; Streptophyta; Magnoliopsida; Lamiales; Lamiaceae
Product: protein DETOXIFICATION 18-like
Biological process (GO): xenobiotic detoxification by transmembrane export across the plasma membrane
Cellular component (GO): membrane
Molecular function (GO): xenobiotic transmembrane transporter activity; antiporter activity
Source: RefSeq, a predicted model, not a curated record
UCCACCCUCAGUUCCACCACUCCUAACCUUAAAACAUGGGAAGGACAAAACAAGGAAUCGAAUGGUUGAUUGAACGGGUAGGGAGGAUGAUUGAUUUGGCGGAGGCCAAGAAGCAGGUGUUGUUCUCGCUGCCCUUGAUUCUCACCAACGCCGCCUUUUACUUCAUCCUUCUUGUCUCUGUCAUGUUCGCCGGCCACAUCGGUGACCUCGAACUCACUGCCUCUAAUCUCGGCAAUUCCUGGGCUGCCGUCACCGGAUUCUGUCUCAUGGUUAUAUCCCAUCCCUCUGGCUCUCAACGGAGAGGAUCACCUACCGCAAAUCGUGAUGAUCACGAUGGGCCCACCAUCAUUUAUUAUGAAUUAGGAGAUGGAUCACGAUUUGCCGUUGGGUUGAGUGGGGCCCUUGAAACCUUAUGUGGCCAAAGAUUUGGUGCAGGAAUGUACAGGAUAAUGGGAGUGUAUCUCCAGGCUUCUUGCAUUAUAUCUCUAAUAUUCAGUCUCCUCGUGUCUGUUCUUUGGUUCUAUUCCGACACUGUCCUCACUUUACUACAUCAAAAACCUCAAAUAGCAGACUCAGCCGGUCUGUAUCUCAAGUAUUUGGUACCGGCCCUAUUUGCUUAUGGACUCUUGCAAAAUAUGAUUAGGUUUGUUCAGACACAGUCAAUUGCUAUGCCACUCCUUGUCUGCUCGAUAGUCCCUCUUGUCCUCCACAUCGGUAUUGCGUAUGCCUUGGUUAAUUUUUCUACUCUCGGAUACAAGGGAGCUCCGUUGGCAGCUUCCAUAUCUUUGUGGAUCGCAGUCUUCAUGCUAGCCUCGUACUUGCUCACUGCAAAUAAAUUCAAAUACACGUGGGAUGGAUUCACUUUGGAGUCUUUAAGUCAUAUAUGGCCAACCUUGAAGACUGCUCUGCCUUCUGCAGCAAUGGUGUGUCUGGAAUAUUGGGCUUUCGAGAUUCUUGUUUUAUUGGCUGGAUUGAUGCCAAACUCGGAGCUCUCCACUUCACUCAUAGCGAUGUGUGUGAACACGGAAACAAUUACGUACAUGAUUGCUUAUGGCCUGAGUGCAGCAGCUAGCACGAGAGUGUCUAACGAGUUGGGUGCUGAACGGCCUGAUCGAGCCAAGCUAGCCAUGCAUGUCACUCUUAAGCUCACCAUUAUCAUUGCACUAGUUGUAGUUUUGGCACUGUGUGCGGGUCAUAAUCUCUGGGCCAGCACCUUCAGCAGCAACCCCGUGAUAAUCGAUGCAUUCGCCUCAAUGACGCCCUUUCUCGUCGUGUCCAUGUUGUGUGAUUUUGUUCAGGGAAUAUUAUCAGGGGUAGCAAGGGGCUGUGGUUGGCAGCAUUUGGUUGUGUGUAUCAACUUGGGAGGAUUCUACUGCAUUGGUAUGCCUGUUGCUGUUUUGCUUGCAUUCAAGACUACACUCCAUGCCAAGGGAUUAUGGAUUGGGUUGAUAUGUGGUCUGAGUGUCCAAACAAUUGGCCUUUUUCUGCUGUCCAAGUAUACAAAGUGGAAGAAGAUAGAGAUGGCUAAAGAUACAGAGGGUCUGGAAUAUAUUGGAUGAUGCAACAAAAAUUUGCACUUGACUGUGGCCUUGAAUUAAGCAUUAGCAUUACAGCAAAUAAAAGCAAGGAAGUAGAGAUCUAAUGUUGUGAAUUGUGACAUCACCCAUUUAGAAGUCCUCUCGGUGGCAUGGAAUUUUUUCAAAAAAAAUAAAAAAUAAAUAAAUUUUAGGUUUUCAAAAGAUAUUGGGUAUACCCAAUUUUGUAGGAGUGAAUUCAGUUAUUCACGUACCCGAUUAGAAUUCCAAAUCAGGUAUCGGAUAUUGAAUUUUAGUUUUUUCGA